CACCCUGCCACAAAAACUACUGCUGGUACUUCUUGCCAUUACCACCAUCAGUACUGGCUGACAUCAUUGGUUUGGUUUAUUUUAUUCUGUCAUUAAAACAACCUAUACAUAACACACCAAAUAUUUGUAAAAAAAAGAGAAAAGAAAACCCAAUACACAUCGUAAUACUGUUCAUUUAAAUGACCAUUUUAUUACCAAAUUAUUUAACAUCAGACAAGCUGACCUUUCACUUGUUUUCAGCGGUUUUUCUAAACAUAUUGCAACACAAUUUACAAUUGUCUCCUAUGAAUCUGGUGCAGCUUCUCUUACAUGUGUCUGUAAAUGUAAAAUAAAAAAGCAAUUGCAAAUCUGGAAAUAUUGUUGGAAAUGAAUCAGCACCGAGUUUGAAUGAAAAAGACUUUCAGCAUCACUGAAUUGAUGAAAGGAUGCACCCAGAGAAGUGACAUUGUGUGAUUAUGUUCAAGGAACAUGAAAAAUGAAAUGUUAUGAUUGCAUUAGCAGCACUUAAAAGAAUACUAGAGAUUUGACAAAAAAAUCUUAACUCAAAGUCCACUUACUUGAUUUUUUCCAGAGCCUUUAAUCACAUCUCAUGGUCUUCCUCAGCAGAUGAACUAUGGGACUUUACCUCGGUCACACGAUUACAGUUAAAAAUUGCAUACUUAGAUCACAUUAUGACAACUGAGCAAACUCCAUCUGCUGAUGAAGACUGUGAGAUGCUGUCGAAAGCUCCAUAAAAAGCUAGUAACUGGACCUUGACUUAAGUUUUUUUAUUUAAACUAUUUUUUCAAAGGUCGAAAGGAAUUGAAGAAUGAAUGCCAGAACUAGAAAUGUGCACCAAACUAUAUUUAAAAUGACUAUUAUGUCACAAAUACUCACAGAACAACAACUGUGGAACAUUGUAAUGCUAUUAAGCAAAAAUAAUAAUAAUAAUAAAUCCUCGUUUCACGCCAGUGUCCCUGGAACUUCACUCCACUCAAGUAACUAAAAAGGUUCGAUUUGUCAUCACUAAUUUGCUGUUGAUUCAGACUUCCUUAUACAGGAGAAUGUUCCUCUGUGAUACAACUGUUGUCAAGGACAUUUUGAAAAAUAACAAUUUUCUAGAGUCAAUUCAUGUUUGCAUCCCAAAUCAAGAAACACUGUCAUCCCUAUUGCUCAACAUCAACAUUCAUCACAUUCAGCUAACUAGCGAACAGGUAUGGAUCGGAAGGAACUUGUGUCUGGUAACCGGGAUCCAUUGCUGGAGUUUUCAGACACCAUGGCUGAUUGGUACCGCUGCCUCCAGACUGCAAGGGCAGAGCAGAGAAAUGUGAUGAGAAGUCCAUGUGGCAAACGCCCUCUAGACAGCUCCCCCUACUGGAUUGUACAUGUAAUGGACUGCUCCGGCCCUGUGCCGGUGGCGGGAAGGCUGAAGAGAGCAGGGACAUGCCUGUCUGAACUGAGGAAAUAUGAUGGGAAAAGUAUCCUGAUGGUUACGGAUGCAUCGGGGCUCCCCCUUGGUUUUGAUGUACUGAACCACCGGUGGUCCUCCUGCCUGUGUGGUACAGACCUUGCUGGAGGGGAGGGCUCAGGAGCCAUGAGGACUUUCUACAAGAUAGUUUUGCUGCUGCAGAGGUGCAUGGACGCCCCAAUGGGUGGUGGGAUGCCACGCCAACCCAAAAGACUGAGGGUCAAUGACAAGAUCCUCCACAGGCUGCUGCACCAUCACAUGCUCAGACAGGGAAACAAGAUCCUGGGCGUGGAGCUGUGGCCGCGGGCCCUCAGAAGCUGGGAGCCCCUAGACCAAGAAGGGCCUCUGGCUUUCAGCCUGCGCUGGCCUCCAAUACGCUACUGUAAUAUCUGUAAGAGACGCUCCUUCCCCAGUCGGCUACAGGAAUGCUCCCAGUGUAAGGCAGUCUUUUACUGCAAAGACAAGUGUUUCCCAGCAGAUGCCGAGCAUGAACACUGGUGUGCCAAACUGGCCAGUUAUAUGGCGCAUGAGGCCCAGCUUGCAGACCUGCCGUUCAGCUUUGCAGCAGAAGUCACAUCAGAGGACUUUAGUUUGGAAGACUUCCUCUUCAAAAACAAACUGGUUAGCAGCUACUGGGUGCACUGGAGCCUACUGGAGCGCUCUCCCCAACCUCACAUCGUCAACGCAAACGCCUACUGCAACUGGCUUAAAGGUCACAGCAAUGCCUAUGAGCCUCUGAGACAGGAAGCAGACCUGUUUAUGUUUGGUCCAGACCCCCACAGCCUUCCCCGCCUCAAGAAACCACUCGUGUCAUGGCAUCAGUACUACGAAUGGAGAGGCCUCAGUCUGUCCUCUGUAGUAGCUCCUCUACUCAGCUCUCCUCUCUCCAUCUACUACAUCAUCACUUCCCUGGUCCCAAAGCAUUUUCCAGAGAUGAACAUCCUGAAGAAACAUUCACUCAGGAUCCACAUCAUUGAGUCCUAUAGGGAGUCCCAUACUCUGUUGACCUUCUGGGAACUAUCAGUGCUUCUGCCUCAUGUGACCUUUGAACUGGUGUUCAUCGGUGAGCAGCUUCCCUCUUGGUGUGACAAAAGACAGCUCCUCAUACAGAAAAUGAAUGGCAGUGUGACCGUCACUGACUCCAGCCUGAUGCUACAUCAGAAAAAUGACAAGAGGAGCAUCAAAGUUAAAGUUUAUCGCAGCACCUACCACAAGCUACAAGAGCCUGAACCUGACCUGGUCAUCGGUUUCAAGCCUGCUUUCUUGCGUAAUGACUCUUGGUUCAGCACUCUUCCCAAACUUCAGUCUCUGAGGGUUCCUGCCUUCUUCUGUGACAUCAGUGAGCUGAGAUGUGAGAGCAGCCAGCAGGUGAUGAAUGAGGCCACCGGGGGCGCUGUCUCCUCACCAACCAUCAACCCCUUUCACUGCCCUUUGCGCAUCAACGGAGGAGACAACAGGCUUCCACGGUAUUCCAAUGGCUUUAUCUUCCAUCUCCUGUACAAGCCUUUAGCAAAUGUCCAGCACCCGGAAGUGGUCGUUAGCUCCAGUGUCCGGCCUGAUCAGCACACGCGAUCUUCCCUGGAGUCACCACACCUGACCUUCAGGGAGAGGAAGGCAGCCGCCCAGCGCCGCAGACACAAACAGGCAAAAAUGAAGAGAAAGAAAAUGUGCUACUGUCAUUAAAUAAAAAAAGAGAAGAUGUUCAUUGUU
Molecule: messenger RNA, 3157 nt
Organism: Siniperca chuatsi (mandarin fish)
Lineage: Eukaryota; Metazoa; Chordata; Actinopteri; Centrarchiformes; Sinipercidae
Product: zinc finger MYND domain-containing protein 15-like
Exons: 14
Coding region: 1196-3130 (644 amino acids)
Biological process (GO): negative regulation of DNA-templated transcription
Molecular function (GO): histone deacetylase binding
Source: RefSeq, a predicted model, not a curated record